Messenger RNA from Exaiptasia diaphana, 1834 nucleotides. RefSeq lists its product as uncharacterized. Gene Ontology annotation, molecular function: protein binding; GTP binding; ATP hydrolysis activity. The record is from RefSeq and is a predicted model, not a curated record. The transcript is spliced from 3 exons. Bases 59 to 1795 code for a protein of 578 amino acids. Gene Ontology annotation, cellular component: cytoplasm. NCBI's taxonomy places the organism in Eukaryota, Metazoa, Cnidaria, Anthozoa, Actiniaria, Aiptasiidae.
ACGACACGUAACCAGAGGGAGGUUGUCUGGAAUUUUUAAAGUAAAUUUCUCUAGCAGAAUGGAUUAUUUCGAGGAGCAAAGAGACGAGAUUGAUUCCUUAAAAGCGAUAUUUCCAGAUGAAUUUGCUGAAAUAAGCKUUCACCCUCCAUGUUUUAUGAUUCGUCUAGAUGAUCUGGAUCUUCAGGAAUCACCCGGAGUUGUACAAAUCAAAAUAUCAUUUCCUAGAAAUUAUCCUGAUAAUGAACCAUUGAUUGAAAUUCCUAAUCGUUCUGAAACAUUACCUAAAGAGAUAGUUAAUGAACUGAAAAGUCAUCUUGAUACACUAGCAAAGGAAUCGGUUGGAAUGGCUAUGGUUUUCAGUCUUGUCAAUGAAGCCAAAGAAUGGAUAAGUUCUAACAUUGAGAAGAUCAAGGCMGCCAAAUGCGUGGAGAAACCAGCCGAAGAAGAAGAUUCAACAGACGAMGAAGAAGAAUCCACUUUUAGUARCACAGUUUAUACAGAAAAGAGUGGAGGCCGUUGGGACUAUGUAAUUGGAUUAAUUGGCAAACCAUCAGCUGGGAAGUCUACAUUCUUUAAUGCAGCUACCAAGCAGAACUCAGCAAAGAUUGCUGCUCACCCAUUUACUACAAUUGAGCCAAAUAUUGGCAAAGGUUUCUACUCCAUUCCUUGCCCUUGUUCCUCUCUUCCAAAUAAAUGUCAGGCAAGGUUUGGACACGAUGCAAAGGGCUGGAGAUWCAUCCCUGUUUUAUUGAAAGAUGUUGYUGGCCUAGUUCCAGGAGCUUGCGAUGGCCGUGGAAAAGGAAACAAAUUUCUGAAUGACCUUCUUGAUGCAGAUGUUCUUAUUCAUGUUAUAGAUGUCUCUGGUGAGACAGAUGAAAAUGGUAAAGAGACAUCAGGUUAUUAUCCAACAUUGGAUGUAGAAUGGCUGUACAAUGAACUACACCAGUGGAUCUUCAACAACGUCAUGGCCAAGUGGGACCUUAUUUGCAAGAAACCUACAAAACUUAUGAACAUGUUCACUGGUUAUCAUGUAUCMAAACACCUGAUUCAAAGUGUCUUUGUAUCUCAGGGAGUCACAGAAAAGAAAAUGAAGGCUUUUUUCUCUCUUGGUAAAAACGAAUCUGAAACUCUAGUUCAUAACAUUGUGSGUGAAAUCCUCAAGGUCAGAUUUCCAAUAAUGCUUGCUUUGAAUAAAAUAGACUGCCCUGACUCUGCUAAGAAUAUUCGGAAUUUYCAGCAAAAGUACAAAGAUUUUGCAAUGGUUCCAAUCAGUGCCAAAAGUGAGUGUUURCUGCAMAUGUUGAAUAGACAAGGCAAUAUCAUGUACAAUGGGGGAGAAUCAGAAGUKUCUUUUCAACAACUAAAUAAURAAAAUCYUAUGGACAAUAUGGUAAAAAAUGAUGCUCAGUGGAUURAAGACCUUGUCUUGAAGCCCUAUGGAGGAACUGGUGUGUUGAGAGCRGUAUCAGAGGCAGUUYUACUUAGACCUCCAGAUUAUGCCUUUCCUGUGCGAUGUUUAGAAACACUUGAAGCCACAACCGGCACUACCACUAAAAAUGUGACCACACUUCAAGAUUGUGUUGUUUUGAAGAAGAACACGACAGUUGGAAAGCUCUUUGCUGUGCUUUGUCAUCCUCCAUUGGCAUUGUUUGCAGGAGAGUUUGUACGAGCAGAGUGUUUGGAUAAAACAGGCAAGAAAAGAGUGAUGCACAAAGAUGAAACUAUCAGCGAAGAAAAUCAAAUUGUCAAAAUCAUGAGCACAAAGAAAGGGACAUUUUCGUAUAAAUUGAAAUGAAAUAGAAUUACAAACAUAAAAUAAAUAGAAUCAUUUGAA